Nerophis ophidion (straightnose pipefish) is the source of this 3535-nucleotide messenger RNA. It is a transcript of the gene hbp1, whose product is annotated as HMG-box transcription factor 1. The transcript has 11 exons. Lineage: Eukaryota; Metazoa; Chordata; Actinopteri; Syngnathiformes; Syngnathidae. Gene Ontology annotation, molecular function: DNA-binding transcription factor activity, RNA polymerase II-specific; RNA polymerase II cis-regulatory region sequence-specific DNA binding; protein binding. Gene Ontology annotation, biological process: regulation of transcription by RNA polymerase II. Gene Ontology annotation, cellular component: nucleus. The record is from RefSeq and is a predicted model, not a curated record. The coding region runs from base 113 to 1456 and encodes 447 amino acids.
AGCCCCUCGAGUGAAUUCCAGAGUUUCUCGAUGGCGACAGGUCUGCUGACGUGGCAGGCGAUGACGAUAGAAUCUGCAUAAAACUGCGAGCAGAGAGUAACCGACGGAGAGAAUGGACGAGAUGUACGACCCCCUCAAGUGUCACGAAGACCUGCCCUCCUCGCCUGGCUGCCACAUGGAUUACGAUGACAUGCCGGAGCUUCAGGCGGUGGACGAGGAUGGGAGGUCUCCGGGGUUGUUGCUCCAGGUUGGAGCCGGAGUGUCCCACCAGGAGACCAACACCAACUGGCUGGCCGAGCUGGCGAACAUCGCCACCAGUCCUCAGAGCCCACUGUUGAAAGACGCACCGCAUAAGAGAUCAUCUCCAGUCCACAUUUUUGGCAACAGUUUACAUUCCUACGCCCGUCCUCCCCUGGCCAGCAGCGCGCCGAUCCCCUCUAGAGGUCACCUCAGGGAGCGCAGGCGUGUCAGGGCCAGCAGUGAAUCCGAGUCUGGAGUUUUCUCCAUGUCCUCAUCCUUCUCUGACGAUGAAGACAUGGCCUGGUCUCACUCAUGGCCCUCCACAGCCUGGCACUGCUUCCUCAAAGGAACUCGCCUUCGCUUCCAUCGCGGUCCCAACGUGGAGUGGCAGGAGGCAGACGAGCUGGGGGAUUCCGAUGAAGAUUCCGAGGACGAGAGCAUGAUGCCGUCCUCCGCCUCCUUCAAGCAAUUUGGUGUGGACGGAUUGAAGUUGAUAAGUCAUGAAGAGACGCUGUCAUUCGGGCAAGCGGUUUUGAAGCUGACCUUUGACCCCGGCUCUCCCUAUGAUAGCCUUUUAACAGCUGAAUGCAGACUGGAUCACCCCUUUUUUGUCAGAAAUAAAGGGUGGUCCUCUUUUUAUCCGAGCCUUACCGUGGUGCAUCAUGGGAUCCCGUGCUACGAAAUGCAUCUGGGCGACACGUGCCUGCCACCAAACCACCCUGAUGCAAUUAAAUGUGACGAUUCGGUCGUUUUUGAUACAUUUAGAAGUUACGACUUCACCCCGCUGGAUUCUUCCGCCGUCUACGUCCUCAGCAGCAUGGCCCGUCAGCGCAGGACCUCCCUGUCCAGCGGGGGCGCUGUCAGCCCGGACUGCGAUAAACUGGAGCGCUACGGCUCCCCGCAGCCGUCCGGCGGCAAGUCGGGCAGGACCCACACAUCAGGGAGCGCCGUCGGUGCCACGCCUACAAAAUGCAAGCGUCCAAUGAAUGCCUUCAUGCUUUUUGCCAAGAAAUACCGAGUGGAGUACACCCAGAUGUACCCUGGGAAAGACAACAGAGCCAUUAGCGUCAUCCUGGGCGACAGGUGGAAGAAGAUGAAGAGCGAGGAGAGGAGGAUGUACACCAUGGAGGCCAAGGCUUUGGCCGAGGAGCAGAAGCGCCUCAACCCGGACUGCUGGAAACGUAAAAGAACAAACUCGGGUUCCCAGCAGCCGUGAAAAGGACCCCCGGCGCCGCUCCGAUGCCUCUUUAUUUUUAUUUUUUUGCCCUCCUGUAUUCUUGACACUCAACUGUGACGCUGACUUCACCUCGCUUUUUUUUCGUAACCCUCCCGACCCUUUUUAUAGAGACGCAGCCGGGAGGAGAGAACGGUGAACUAUAAAACAGAGCAUGCCAUGUAGUCACUAACAGUGCAUAUAUAUUUUCUUACUAUAUCCUUACAUGCAACAACACAAAAAAACAACAAAAAAAAUAAUAACUUGUAUUCCUCAUUAUUUCCUACCAAAUUAGCCCGUGGUGCUACGCUUCAGUAUAGAACAGGGGUCACCAACUUUUUUGAAACCAAGAGCUACUUCUUGGGUAUUGAUUAAUGCAAAGGGCUACCAGUUUGAUACACACUUAACUACAUUUUAUUUCUGUCCGUCAUUCCGUCGUACAUUUUUUUUUUUCCUUUUACGGAAUUUUUUUUCUUGUAGGGCAUAAAUGAUGAAAAAAAAAACACUUAAUUAAAUUGUUUGACUGAGAUGAGGUGGCGAAUUGUCCAGGGUGUACCCCGCCUUCCGCCCGAUUGUAGCAGAGAUAAAUGGAUGGAUGGAUAAAUGGUUUGAAAGAGGAGAAAACACGAAAAAAAAAAUCUUAUCUUCAAUUUCGACUGUUUAAAAUUCAAAAUUCUACCGAAAAAAAGAAGAGAAAAAACUAGCUAAUUCGAAUCUUUUAGAAAAAAUAAUUUAUGGAACAUCAUUAGUAAUUUUUUUCUGAUUAAGAUUAAUUUAAGAAUUUUGAUGACAUGUUUUAAAUGGGUUGAAAUCCAAUCUGCACUUUUUUUUAGACUAUAUAACAAAUUGGACUAAACUAUAUUUCAUUAGUAAAUUUUCCUGAUUAAGAUUAAUUUUAGAAUUUUGAUGACAUGUUUUAAAUGCUUAAAAUCCAAUCUGCACUUUUUUUUAGACUAUAUAACAAAUUGGACCAAGCUGUAUUUCUAACAAAGACAAAUCAUUUUUUCUUCUUGAUUUUCCAGAACAGAAAUUUUAAAAGAAAUUUGAAAUAAGAUUUAAAUUUGAUUCUACAUUUUUCCUAGAUUUGCCAGAAUAUUUUUUGUUAUUUAAAUCAUAAGUUUGAAGAAAAAUUUGACAAAUAUUCUUUGUCAAAAAAACAAGCUAAAAUGUAUUUAUUAUUCUUUACAAUAAAAAAAAAAAAAUGCACUUGAACAUUGAUUUAAAUUGUCGGGAAAGAAGAGGAAGGAAUUUAAAAUAUGUUUAAAAAUCCUAAAAUCAUUUUUAAGGUUGUCUUUUUUCUCUAAAAUUGUCUUUCUGAAAGUUAUAAGAAGCAAAAAAAAAAAAAAAAUGAAUUUAUUUAAACAAGUAAAGACCAAGUCUUUAAAAUAUUUUCCUGGAUUUUCAAAUUCUAUUUGAGUUUUGUCUCUUUUAGAAUUAAAAAUGUAGAGCAAAGCGAGACCAGCUUGCUUGUAAAUAAAUAGAAUUUAAAAAAAUUCAGGCAGCUCACUGGUAAGUGCUGCUAUUUGAGCUAUUUUUAGAACAGGCCAGCGGGCGACUCAUCUGGUCCUUACGGGCGACCUGGUUGGUGACCCCUGGCAUAGAGACACAUGUCUAUUUAUAAGUGUGUCAAAAGGGGGUGAUAUUUUUUCAUAUUAUUGCACACAUUGGUAACUUUUGUAUAAUGUCCACGAUAUAAAAACCUCCCUGGGAUUUGUAGCCAACUUUUGCCUGCCAAGUCGUCACCGGACUUCUGCCAUACGAUGAUCAGCGGUUGUUUUUUUGUUUUUUUUUACACUCAAGUCACCGAGCACUUCAGGCCUUUUUUUUUUUUUUUGUCGCUGCCAGUGUUCAUUCCUCUUGCACUUUAUAUACCACCACAGAUAAAUGUACUCUUUUUAAAACUCUGCAGCCUUUGUAUUUCGCGUAGGAAACAUUUGUUGUUGUUGUUGGCGCCGUUGCUUUCUUCAAAAGCGCCACAUUUCUGCUUUCAGGUCGCAAUAAUGUUCAUAAUGUACAGGUUUCACAGCCCAAAAUUGCACAGAAUAUCCUUGUACCAUAUUAUAAAUAAUUUUUGUAAACUUG